AUUUUCUGCUUCAACUGUGGUAGUAUAAGAAGCCCUGAACUACUAAACACCUGUUUUUAGAACUACUUUGUAUGUGUGAAUAAAGGGACAUGGCACAACAUAACAAGAAUAUUAACCAAAAUGAAGAGUUGCUUGCAGCUUUCACUUGCCAAGUUCAUGGCAAAGGUAAUGUGGAGCAGAAAACCUACAGUGAUGCUGACAUGGUCAAACAUCUCUUAGCUGAGAAAGAGCGGGACCUGGAACUGGCAGCAAGAAUUGGACAAGCCCUCCUGAAGCGAAACCAUCUGCUGACAGAACAGAAUGAAGCAUUAGAAGAACAGUUAGGACAAACUCUAGAUCGAGUUAACCAGCUGCAGCAUGAGCUGUCCAAGAAGGAUGACCUGCUGCGUGUGGUGUCGAUCGCGUCCGAGGAGAGUGAGACAGAUUCCAGCUGCUCCACUCCUCUUCGCUUCAACGAGUCCUUCAGUGUGCCCCACGAUCUGCUGCUGCUGGAUGUCUUGCAGGAUAAACUCAGGGAGCUGGAAGAGGAGAACCUUGCUCUCCGAUCCAAGGCUUGCCAUCUGAAGACUGAAACCAUUACAUAUGAAGAGAAGGAACAGCAGCUGGUCAAUGACUGUGUCAAAGAGCUCC
Molecule: messenger RNA, 630 nt
Organism: Merops nubicus (carmine bee-eater)
Lineage: Eukaryota; Metazoa; Chordata; Aves; Coraciiformes; Meropidae
Product: trafficking kinesin-binding protein 2-like
Exons: 5
Biological process (GO): anterograde axonal transport of mitochondrion; neurogenesis
Cellular component (GO): dendrite
Molecular function (GO): GABA receptor binding
Source: RefSeq, a predicted model, not a curated record